UCUAUUCCCACCCCGCCUCCUCAUCGUCGCGCUCACGCACGCGAGCUCCAACAUCCCCGCCCCCCCGCUGCCGCGCCACACCAGCACCAGCACCGCACUCCACCGCCCCCGUCCCCCGUUUCCCCCACGCGCGUCGCUGUCGCUCGCCACCGGCGCCUUCGCUUCCCCCGCACGGAACCUCUCGAGCAGGCAGCCGCCGUCCCCCCCCCCCCCCCCCCCCCCCCCCCCGCGCGCUAUAAGUCGAAGGCACACCCCCCGCGGCCAUGGCGCCCGCACCGGCAUCCCUUUCCGCGCCCCGCUCCCUCUCGCUGCUCGCGCCCGCCGCUAGAGUCUCCCCCGGGAGGUGGAGCGGUCUGUCGGUCUCCGUCGCGGCCCGCGCCGUGACCGGGGUGGCGGCGUCCGCGCAGAGGCGGCUGGUCGCGGCGGCGGCGGCGACGGAGAUGGCGCCCGCGGCGAGCGGGGAGGAGGGCGGGAAGCCGUUCGUGGAGGAGAUGCGGGCGGUCGCCAUGAAGCUGCACACCAAGGACCAGGCGCGGGAGGGGGAGAAGGAGCCGGACGCGCCGCCCGUCGCCAAGUGGGAGCCCUCCGUCGAGGGCUACCUCCGCUUCCUCGUCGACAGCAGGCUCGUCUUCCAGACGCUCGAGGACAUCGUCGACCGCGCCGCCGUCCCGUGGUAUGCUGAGUUUCGGAAUACCGGGUUGGAGAGAUCAGAGGCACUCAAGAAGGAUCUGGAGUGGUUCAAGGAACAGGGCCACACAAUUCCAGAACCAUCAGAUCCUGGCACUACAUAUGCUUCCCUUCUGGAAGAGCUGUCUGAGAAGGACCCCCAGGCAUUUAUCUGCCAUUUCUAUAAUGUGUACUUUGCACAUACUGCAGGAGGCCGAAUGAUUGGAAAAAAGGUUUCCGAGAAGAUUCUGAACAAGAAGGAGCUGGAGUUCUACAAGUGGGAGGGCAAUCUCUCCCAGCUGCUGCAGGACGUCCGCAACAAGCUUAACCAAGUUGCAUCGAGCUGGUCUCGGGAGGAGAAGGACCACUGCCUGGAGGAGACGGAGAAGUCCUUCGCCUACUCUGGGGCGCUCCUCCGCCACAUAUUCACCUGACUUAGCAUUGCCCUCUGAUCCAAAUCACAAUUCACAAAACGCUGUAAAUACAUUAUCCAUGACUGUUUCGACUUUGUUACUGGGGCGGUGGUGGGAUCUCCUCCACCAGGUACGAUUUACCUUUCAGACAAAAUGCCAAAGUGUUAAAUAAACCACAGCCCCCAUUCUCCCA
Messenger RNA from Panicum virgatum (switchgrass), 1272 nucleotides. RefSeq names its product heme oxygenase 1, chloroplastic-like. The record is from RefSeq and is a predicted model, not a curated record. Gene Ontology annotation, molecular function: heme oxygenase (decyclizing) activity. NCBI's taxonomy places the organism in Eukaryota, Viridiplantae, Streptophyta, Magnoliopsida, Poales, Poaceae. The coding region runs from base 264 to 1100 and encodes 278 amino acids. The transcript has 4 exons. Gene Ontology annotation, biological process: heme oxidation; phytochromobilin biosynthetic process.